UUACCAUCAUUUGUUUGGUGAUCAGGAAGGAGUUCAAAAAGCCAGCAAAAACGCGAAAUGUUUAUCGGUUAUCUAGCCAAAAGGCAAAUGUUGCUACUGCUACCAGUUCUACUGCUCUGUGCAGUUAAGGGGGCAAGUAUCUCGGUAAAGAAAUACUUCCCGCAGUCCCGCAUUGUGGGUGGUGCCACAGCCAGUGUGGGUCAAUUUCCUCAUCAGGUUUCGUUGAAGUUUCUCAACAGCCACAACUGUGGCGGGUCCAUAAUCUCAUCGACCUACAUUGUGACAGCGGCCCAUUGUAUUGCCCUGGGCAAGCCACCUGUAGAGAUCCCUCCCCAAUAUCUAACUGUUCGGGCCGGCAGCCGUCACGUAGACCGUGGUGGCCAACUGGUACGCGUGGCCGAGGUAAAAAUGCAUCCCCUGUAUGAUGGCAGCGAUAAUGACAUUGCAGUUUUGAGAUUGGCCCAACCCUUGCGUUUUAAUAGCCAAGUCAAAGCCAUAGCAUUGGCCAAAAGAGAUCCUCCCACAGGGGUUCCCAUUCUAACAUCGGGUUGGGGUUUGACCAGGAACGGUGGCAACACCACCACCUAUUUGCAGUACACCACCUUGAUGGCGGUGAAAAAUGAAGAUUGUAAUCGUUUGUCUUACGGAGGGGUACAUGAGGCCAUUUUGUGUUUGGCCCAUAACAUCAACAAUGGGGUGUGCAAGGGAGACUCCGGCGGACCGGCGGUGUAUAAAAAUCAAUUGGUUGGUGUUACGAAUUACAUUGUUGGCGGUUGUGGUUCGUAUAAUCCCGAUGGUUUUGCCAGUGUUGCCUACUACCGGGAUUGGUUGAGAAAUAAUACCAAUAUUGCUUAGGUGGGGUAUAACCGAGCGGAAUAAAAUUAUGAAUAAAGAAAGCUGAAGAAAACAAUAUUUUAAAGGAAUAA
This is a messenger RNA of Musca domestica (house fly), 926 nucleotides long. RefSeq names its product serine protease SP24D. Gene Ontology annotation, molecular function: serine-type endopeptidase activity. Gene Ontology annotation, biological process: proteolysis. Bases 58 to 855 code for a protein of 265 amino acids. The transcript is spliced from 2 exons. NCBI's taxonomy places the organism in Eukaryota, Metazoa, Arthropoda, Insecta, Diptera, Muscidae. The record is from RefSeq and is a predicted model, not a curated record.